UUUUCAGGAGCAACGAUUUUUGGCUUCCUGUUUCAAAACACGUGUUCUUGGAAGCCUUCAGGAACAGGUGAGUAAUUUCAGUUCCUUCUUUUGCUAAAAUGGAAGCUUCCAGACUCUGGCUUAGCAAAGGGAGAGUAUCCCCAGACUCCUUGACCCGGGUGACCUCUGAGCUUUACUCCUUCACUCCAUGGUCUGCAAGGCAAUGGAGAUAAGACUUAAGUCAUCACCGUCAAGGUGAGAGCUGGGUUCAGCCCCCAGUUUGACUCUGGGGAACCCCAACUUCCUUUAAUUUCUGGCUACAUAGUCUUGACAUACUUUUCAUUUCUUUAAGGCAUUUGAGAAGAUUAUUAAGAUGUUGUAUUAAAGCAGUUUCAGGUUUUUAGAAAUAUUGUAUUUUAAGGUGGAGUGUAACUCCAUAGACUUAGUCUGCCAUUUUGACAGAAAAUCUAGGAUAUUUAUUGUUUACUUAUCAAGAACUCCAGGAAGAGGUGGUCCUGGGGUUGGUUUAGCAACACAGGGACCUCCUAUGGGUCCUAGACCUCGUGCCUUUCCACCCCAGUCAUUUCUGCUGUUGCCUUCAAGCUCGUUGCCUCAUGGCUGCAAUGUGGUUGCUGCAGCUCGAUCUAUCACACCAUCAUGCUACAGUUGCCAGUGAAGGACAGGAGUAAAGGGGGCAAAGGUCUCAUGAGACCCUCCAUUAUUAAGGGGGACAUAUGAUUCCCAGAUACAGUGGUAUAUUCUGCUUUCAGCAUCAUUGGUCAAACCUGGUCAUGAACCCCACUCCAGACAAAUUACUGCAAACGGGAUUGCUAGAUCGCCUUAACCCCAACUUUAUUCCCUUCCCCCGCCCAGCCCCAAGCUUAGAACAGCCACUCCAGCAGCUCUAGGUUCCUGUUAGUAAGGAAACUAGAGAGCGGUGACUGCUGUUGUGUCGCCAUCAACGUCUGCAACAGCACACCUCAGAAAAGCCGCUCUCCCCUGCCGUCAGAGCCGGGGACGCGAGAAUGUGUGGCGGGGUCGCGUCCUGCUGGGCUCCAUGGUGCAUACGCCUGUUCCCCACCCCGGUUCUCCUCCUUAUUUCAGCACGCGACUGCAUGCCCCUUGUGACCCCAGGCCUGAGGCCUGUCUCCUGACCGUCCACCCCUCUAGGAUUUUACACGUGCUCAGGGACACCCUGCCUUUCCCUGGCUCCAACGGCAUUGGGGGAAGAUGGGAAGAGAACACACGCUAGCAGGAUGUUUUUUAAAGUUCUCAACACCUGAGAAUUUCACAAAUACCAUCCUAUUAAGACUUGGAGGAGGGCUUCAGGUUUCCCGUUUUGGUCUGAGGAAAUGCAGGUGUAAAACCGUCUUGCCCGAGGUCAGGUGGGUUCUGUGUUAUAAGUCAGUUUGUGCUCUGGCUUAUCCCAGAUGUUGACAACCGGGUUACAACCUCGGGCGUGCAUCUGGGGCUGAGCUCAGCCUCAUCCGAGCAUCUUUUGGAAGCCAAGUUCCUCAGUCCAUCUCAUUCGUUCAAAGAGGGGGAAGGAUAGGAGAGAAGUCUCCCCUUUGUGGGAGGCUCCUGCUGAUGUCGAAACCCCAUGAUGUGCCCCAGCUGACAUCCUGUCUAUUAUUAGCUGCGGGCUCUGUCCUCUCCCCUGCCAGCUCCAGACGGUGCAGGCUGUAGGGGGCUGGGCAUGUCUCCCCAUUUGACCACCUUCCUGGCCCUUGCGCUCUGCCUGAGCCAAGCGCUCCACGCACAGCACGGGGUCCUGCCCAGACCCUCCAUCCAGGCAGAACCGGGCCCUGUGAUCCCCUGGGGGCAGCCUGUGAACAUCGUGUGCCAGGGACCCACUGUGUUUGCCACAUUCCGCCUGGAGAAGAAGGGAACAAGCUCAUAUAAAGAUGAGAAGAACCCAGGGCAGGAGACGCAGGCCAGGUUCACCAUCGCUGAGGCGGAUGAAGACACUGCCGGGCUCUAUCACUGCCGCUAUCAUACCUCUGCCGGCUGGUCUGAACCCAGUGAGGACCUGAAGCUGGAGGUGACAGAAGACCCACAGAUGCAGGAGGACGACAGUAGCAGUCCAGGUCUGUCGACAGAGCAUGAUUUUAUCCUCACUGGGGUCUCCGUGGCCUUGUUCCUUUGUGUCCUCCUCCUGGCCCUCAUCUUCCUCUAUUGUUGGCACCAGAAAAAACACAGGGCCCCCGGCUGCGAAGGUGAGGAGCAGAGGCCCCAGGAGAGGGUCAGCCCAGCCGUUGACAUGCUAGAGAGGACACCAGAUCUGGCCACAGUUGACAGACUUUCUGAAAAGGACGGGGAAAUGUGUGCUCCGACCCCGACAGCAGGAGGCCCCCCGGACGUGACCUAUGCUCAGCUGGACCAGCGCAUCCUCGCACAGAGGACAGCCCGAGCCGCACCCCCACGGUCCAUGGAGCCCACGGCUGACUUCAGCACAUAUGCAGCCCUCUCCAGACGCUGACUCCAGGCCCAGCUGGCCUCUGCCCCUUGACACACAGGAAGCCAUUCCCACAGAAGCGUGGAUUGGCCAUUUGGAGGGCCUCCGAAUGGGGUCAUCCCUUCCCGGAAAGCCACACAGUCAGAUUUCCUGGAAGCAAGCGCUGGAGUCAUGAGGCCCCCAGUCAACAUCUAGGAGACUUGGGAGCCAUGUGGUCCCCCUGAAAAUCAGCUAGAUCCCUGAGAGAACGUGUAGCACUUACUUCCAAAGACCCAGCUACAGACUCCUGGCUGUUUCCAGAGACCCAGGUAUAGUCACUUGACUGUUUCCAGAGACCCGCUAUGGUCCCACAGUCACGCAGAUGGAUUCCAGAUGUGUCCUGUGCAUCCCUAACUGCCCCCAGAAGCUCUGUUUAAAUUGUCCACUCUGCUGACUCUAAAGACCUUCCAGAAUUCUGAAGCUGACCUUGAACCUAUACUUAGGAAGCAGAUAGCCGAGACCCUGUGUUCUGGAUUAUGCUUCUCUUUGUUCAUCAAUAAAAGUUCUUACAGGCCGUCCCUGCAGCAGCCCUGCGCAGGGAGGUUGGUCCUGGUCUCUGCUCGAAGCUCAGAGCAGGAAAAAAGACAAAGGAUGCAUCAGUGUCCUCUGAACUGAGUGUCCCAGGGAGGUGUGAGGCCGCUGCUGAGGGGACGCGUGCCUGAGCAAAUGUGCAGAUGAUACAGCCCUACACUCCACACACGCACGCACACACACGCGUCCACAAAUAUGUCCACGCACACACGCUAAUGGACAUACAUACGGACCCUGUGAGGGAACUGGUGAGGCGUAACUGCGCAGAGAGGACCCCUGAGGCCUUCAGCCCGCGCCAUGGAACAUGGCAGCUCUCCGUUUCCUGUCCCCGCUCCAGGCCCGUCCACACUGGACGCUAUGCCUUCUUCAAACACAACAGCACUGUCCAGCUCUAAGACCUUGUCCUUCAUGUGACCUUCACUCCCUCGCCCAGCUAACGCCCUUCAAGUUUGGGUUUGGACGUCAUUCUUCCUAACAGGGUUGCAACAGCUCCUCCGUGUGAAGUGAGGGUAUCGGCCUCCCACGGCUGCUGCAACAGAUCACUAUACUCUCGGUGGCUUUGGACAACACAAUUUAUUAUCUUACAUUCUGUGUGUCUGAAGUCUGAAAUCGGUUUCUCUGGGCCUAAAAUCAAGGUGUCCACACAGCCAUGUUCCUUCUGGAGGCGCAAGGGG
Enhydra lutris kenyoni (northern sea otter) is the source of this 3678-nucleotide messenger RNA. Its product is annotated as leukocyte-associated immunoglobulin-like receptor 1. Bases 1676 to 2458 code for a protein of 260 amino acids. Lineage: Eukaryota; Metazoa; Chordata; Mammalia; Carnivora; Mustelidae. The record is from RefSeq and is a predicted model, not a curated record. The transcript is spliced from 9 exons.